Eriocheir sinensis (Chinese mitten crab) is the source of this 2488-nucleotide messenger RNA. Its product is annotated as dehydrogenase/reductase SDR family member 7-like. The coding region runs from base 161 to 1198 and encodes 345 amino acids. Lineage: Eukaryota; Metazoa; Arthropoda; Malacostraca; Decapoda; Varunidae. Gene Ontology annotation, molecular function: oxidoreductase activity. The record is from RefSeq and is a predicted model, not a curated record. The transcript is spliced from 10 exons.
CCUUCACCUUGGGAGUGGGAUCAUACUGGAAAGCGCCGAUCCAGAGGCUGCACCGACACCCACCACGGAGCGACUCCCUCUUGGCAGCUGACACCUGUUGGGGAGGUCGUUGACGCGUUGUGCUGUGCGUCGCGGCAGCCGAGCUUGUUCUGUGGUGAAGAUGAUUGACUGGUUCCUGGUGGCGGUGGGGCUGGGGGGCGUGACAUACCUGUUCGGCCUGUGUCACCUGGUCACCUUGGUUGUUGUCUUGCUCUUCGUGGCAUUUUUAAGAUUUGUCUUUGCCAUGGACUGUGAUUUUGUAAUGAAGUACUACGAGCUCUUUGGAAAACAACCAGAGACACUGAAGGGCCAGGUGGUAUGGGUCACAGGGGCGUCAAGUGGCAUUGGUGCGGCCCUGGCGGUGAAGCUGGCAAAGGCAGGCGCCAAAGUGGUCCUCUCAGCACGCUCAGUGGAAAAGCUCAAUGACGUAAAGCAGCAGUGUCUGAGGACAGGUCAUGUGAAGGAGGAGGAGGUGCUGGUGCUGCCGCUGGACCUGGUGCAGUACGAUCAACACCAACCAGCCUUUGACAAGAUUCUCAAACACUUUGGGGAGCUGAAUAUUCUAGUGAACAAUGCCGGCCGGUCCCAAAGAGGACGAUGGGAGGAGAUCGAGGUGGGUGUGGACAAGGAUCUGUUUGAUGUGGAUGUGUUCUCAACGAUUGCCCUCAGCCGGAUGGCGUGCAAGUACUUCCUGGAGCAGGGGCGCCCCGGCCACUUUGCUGUCACCUCCAGCAUUGCCGGCAAGUUUGGGGUGCCCUUCUCCGCCUCGUACACGGCUGCUAAACACGCACUGCACGGCUACUUUGAGGCUUUGCGCACAGAGAAGAUUGGACAGCAGCUCUACAUCACCAUGGCUUGUGUAGGGCCCACUGAAUCUAACCUAACCAACGUCUGUUUCACCGAGAAGCAGGGAGAGUCCCUUGGGAAGGAGCGUACGGGGAAGAUGCUGUCGCCUGAGCGCUGUGCUGAGUUGUUUGUUGUGGCACUGGCCAAUCGAGUGUCUGAACCGUGGAUCUCAUUGCCGCCUCCCCUGUUUCUCCUGUUCUGCAUGCAAUACCUUCCAUCGCUGAGCAAAACUUUACUACAGCUCAUCCCUGUCAGUUACAUGACGAAGCUCAGGGAUGGUCGAACUGACCUAGCAAACCAAGGGGGAAAGUAAGGGUGGCAGCACACUCAUCCUAAUAUGCAGCAGUAGAGGGAACAGUGCAAACAAAACAUAGAGGGAACAGCACAAAGUAAACAGGAGGAAUGAACAGCAAAAUACAGCAACAAAAAGAAAAGAAGAAAAGUGAUCAUUGUACAUUUUUUAUAAUAGCAGUGCCCAAAGAAGAGGAAUAAUGAGCUACCUAGUGUGCAGCAACAACAACAACAACAACAAUAACAAAGGUGGCUGAGUGGUCAGCGUGUGGACGUGAUGAUCCAGAGACCUGAGUUCAAGUCCCGCCAUUUCCAGCUGACAAUUUUCAGCCAUCACCAAGUGACCUGAUUAGGUACCACUUAUCAAGCUUUCACAAAACUCCAUGAAGAGGAUGAAGGAGUUCCAGGAGACAGCAUGAGUCAAGCAUAAACAUCGUCAUUAUAAAUAAAUACUUGCCCACACCACUAAUAGGCUGCAGCUGACCACCAAUCCCAAUCAAAGAGCCUACUGAUACUAUGGACCACACAUAAAAAGAAAAAUCAGCAAGUAAAGGAGGAAGAAUAGGAAGCAUUGAUGAAUAGGAACCCAGCCAUUAUACAUUGUUAUAACUGUUAACAAAAAGAGAGGGACAAUGGGGAGGAAGAAGAGGAAGUAAUAGCCUAUGUAAUAUUAUGUGGCAGUAAGAACAGAGGGAAGCAAAGCAGGAGAUGGAAAAAAUAAAAGAAGAGGAGGAGGAGGAGGAUCAGAAAGAGGACAGCAGCAUCAGGAGGAACAGAACCAACAAGCUAGGACAACCAACUCACAGCUGCCUGAGGAUGGAUUCUUUGCUUUUAGGUAACCUCUUUGUCAGUAGUAUUCUUGGCUCUUCAUUUUUAUUUUCUUCAUCCAUGUUGAGUUAGUGUUGGUCUGUUGAUGUAAAUUCUUUCACGAUUGAACUUAUAGUCAGUAGUCAUCUUAGGUGGGCCGCGGGCGCCAUCCUGUAUAGGUGUAAAAUGUCUUGUAGUUUGUUACUGUUGUUUUUACUUUUAUUGUUUGUCAUCACUUCUUUUGUUCAUCUUUCUAGUAUAUAUGGUAAUGGGUACAGGGUAUAUUUAGUAUUUAGAAGGUAUUCAGUAUUCAAUUUAUAGUGUUUUGGUAAGAAUUCUUCUGUAGAUGAAUAUCAAUUUGCCCUGUUUACUUUAUUUUGUUCAUGUAAAUACCACUUGAUUGCUAUGAUUCAUCAGUGUGUCAGUAUUCAAAAAGAGGAGGCUAACAAGGAGUGUGUCUUCUACUUUAAUGCCACUGGUGGUUCUUGAAUACUCUUAGUGGAUG